Molecule: messenger RNA, 2307 nt
Organism: Brenthis ino (lesser marbled fritillary)
Lineage: Eukaryota; Metazoa; Arthropoda; Insecta; Lepidoptera; Nymphalidae
Source: the annotation of a GenBank genome assembly
AUGUACGAAAAGUUUUACAUAAAAGGAGAGCUCAAAAUUUUUCGUACAGGGAAAAAAAUACUCAAAGAUGAGGCUGUACCAACGAUCGAGCAUCAGUUUAUUCCCAUACCAGGAUAUGAGCUCCUGGCAUGUGAUGUAUACAAAUCGGAAAAGCCAAACUUACAUUGCAAUGACUCUGAAGACGAACAGCAGUGUCAAGAACAAGAAAACAAUAUCGAGCAACAGAAAAUAGUAGUGGAAGUUUCUAAAAGUUCAAUAGAUGUUAAUGUAAAAACUGAACAAGAUUUGAAAGAACCACUGUUAAGUCAACAUGCACUCAAUGAUUUUAAAAGUCACCAGGAUACCAAAGAAAGUACACAACUAGUGAGUUUUAGGGAUAAUAUUCAUAAACUUUCAAUGCUGCCACCAUUUUGGCUGUAUAUAGACAAACCAAAUGGACUUGAAUUUAUGCGGAUGGAUCCAACAACUGGACAGAUCAAGAACCAUUUACGUUUAAAUGAAGAUACAUCUAUUACUGUUAUUUUUCGUAACAAUGAAGAAUUGCCUCUAAACGAUAAAAUUAAUUCAUUUAGUAAUGUCUCCAAUUACUUGAAAUCUGUAGAAAAAUGGCCCUUAUGCGUUGGCACUCAAAUCGACAAUAACAGGUUUUCGAAAAUUUGUAAAGGUGUGAUUGUUGGUGAUGAUACUUAUAAAAGAAAUCAACUUUACCCAAGAUGUAAAUCUUGUCGAAUUUUACGAAAACGCUUACAGAGCAGUAAUUCGAGUUCUAACAGUUUGAGGAGAACGACAGCUAGAAAACAGCGUGCAUCGAAUCUCGUUAAAGAAUGCAAACGUCUUAAAAGAAUGAAACAUACGCGUUUGUCGUCAGACUACAAUGAAUGUAUAACCAAUGAAGAUACCGCAGAUAACAUAGAAGCUAUAGAAAAUGCCUCAGAUAAUGAACAAUUAGAAUAUAUAGAAAGUGACUGUGAUACAGAAUUUAUACUACCCGAUAUAGAAUCUGAGGUGGACAAGUUAGAUGAAGAAAUAGAAGAAGAUGAAAUUGAGACAACAAAAGAAAUCCAGGAUCCAGACGAUUUAGUCAAUGAAAUAAUUAUUGAUGAUAAUGAAAAUUACACAAAAAUUAAAAUGACUAAAAUGGAGAUGUUAGAGAGUUUAGAGCAAAGGAAAUGUGUUGAAAGUUUUCUUGAAGCGGAGUUCAAAUGUGAGUGGUGUGUUGAAGUGUAUAAAGAUGAAGUGGAACAACGUGUGCACAUAAGUGAGGCUCAUGUAAAAAAACCAAACCACAUAAAAUGCGACAUAUGCACGACGUACGUCAGGGAGAGAUGGUUCCCGGAGCACAGGAGAGAUCACUACCUCAAGUUUCAUUGUCAUCUCUGUGACUUUGUCGCGUACAACCUGUUGGUUAUUUUGAGGCACUUGAAAAUUGGUCAUGCUGUUCGUAAUUUGCCCGGUGAAAUGAAAAAGCUGAGGAAGCGGUCGUAUUUAAAGAGCCCCGGGCUGCGGCCGUGGGAGGCGGACGUGGCGCCCGACGCGCGCUCCACGCUCGGGUACAAGUGCGCCCACUGCGACGAGGUGUUCCCAACUAGAAACAAGAGAUCCCUGCACAUGCAGCGGUCACACAAAGACGGACACAAAUCCUCUGUUUGCGGUAAAACUUUUGCUGGAUCGUACAGUUCGAAGAAUCAUGAACACAUCCACAAGGGCACAAUGCCCAAACAGAUCUGUCCAAUAUGCGGCAAGUCCAUACGCCGCGACACCAUGAAGUGCCACAUGAAGGUCCACUCCCAGAGGGAGGCCGCGGUGUGCGCGCCCUGCGGCAAGACCUUCGUGAGCGACUUCGGCUAUCAGAGGCAUCUGAGGUUCAGCAAGCGGCAUGGUGGCGACGAUUUUAGAAUACGAUGUCCGAUUUGCCUGAAAGGGUUUCGGGCGAAUAUGGACAGACGUGAUCAUGUGAACUACGCGCACAGAGGCAUCACCAUACAUAAGUGUUCUAUCUGUGAUAAGGUGAUGUCGUCGGAGCGACUUCUGAAGCGCCAUCUUAGGUACGCGCAUUUGGGGGAGAAGAAGGACGUCUACAAAAGGACGUAUUUGUGUCCCGUUUGUGGACACGUGUGUCGGGACAGCACUGCGCUAAGAGAACACGAGUCUCUACACACCGGUAUAAAAACAUUCACGUGUGAACUGUGCGAUAAGAAGUUCAGGACUUGUAGCACUCUGCAUAGACACAAGCGAGCCAUACACAGGGUGGUGCCUAAACAAAAACUGUUGAAACACAUUGAAAUGGAUAGCGGUGGGACGGAGGAG